This is a messenger RNA of Striga asiatica, 2655 nucleotides long. Lineage: Eukaryota; Viridiplantae; Streptophyta; Magnoliopsida; Lamiales; Orobanchaceae. The record is from the annotation of a GenBank genome assembly.
AUGCUCAUUUCUAAAAUUCAAAAAAAAUUCGCCAAGUCGAUUUCCACACUUCCAUCUCCAGCUAUUUUUCGACAUCCCAACAAUUUCCGCAUACUCGCACGAACUUGUUCCACGAUUUCACUGGCCGACGGUCUUUUUUCUCACGCACACAAUGUAUAUGACAAAAUGCUCCACAGAAACCAUCAGCCUGGACCUUCUACCCUCACUUCUUGUGAUCCUUCCAAGCUUCUCAAGUCCGCCACAACGGAGCCAAAUUACACAAUUGCCCCAAUGCUCCAUGCUCAGGCCGUCAAACAAGGCGCACUCACGGAUUUACCCACCGCCACUCGUCUGCUCAUGGUUUACUCGAGACGUAAGGAAUUUGUGUCCUGUUUAGAUCUAUUCAGUGAAAUUCUCGACAAAGAUAUCGUCUUCUGGAAUGCCAUGAUGAGCGCGUGCGUCGAGAACAGACGUUUCCAAUCCGCAGUCGAUUUUUUCGAGAAAAUGGCCCGUGGGGCCCACGGGUUCGACCACACGACCCUUCUCGUACUUCUAUCCGUAUUUUCGAACCUGAAAAGCCUCAAGCACGGUAAAAUCGUUCACGGGCUUGGUUUGAAAUCCGGGAUGCUUUCCGAAACUGUUUUGAGCAAUAACCUGGUUGAUAUGUAUGCCAAGAGUGGAGAUUUGAGUUCGGCCCAAUUUGCUUUUUCCGAGAUAGAAUCCAAAGACCAAAUCUCGUGGAACUCGAUCAUCAGUGGGUGUUUUCAAAACGGCAAGCCUGAGAAGUCCCUUUCAUAUUUCGUGCAGAUGUUUUCUUCCGGAAGCCGAGCGGAUGACACGAGCCUCUCUUGUGCAAUGGCGGCUUAUACUUUUCUGCAGGCAUACGACUUUGGUCGAGGGAUUCAUGGGCUGGGAAUCAAAUCGGGCUAUUCGGAUAGUGUCUCGGUUGCUAACUCUCUUAUCUCGUUCUACUCUCAGUCACGAGAUAUAUGCGCGGUGGAAAUUAUUUUCUUUAAACAAAUGACGGCCAAGAAUGUCGUUUCUUGGAAUGCCGUGAUCAAGGGUUUUCUCGUGUGCGGGGAAAAUGCGAAAGCGUUUGCUCUUUUGCGCGAGAUGCAGUUUGUGGCAUUUAUUCAACCCGACAUGACGACAUUAGUUACUGUAAUUCCGUACUUGGCCGAGCUAAUGCUUUUACGUGAAGGAAAAGCUGCUCAUGGCUGCGUAUUUAGGAGGGAAAUGAUGUCGGAAGUACCAGUCGUCAACGCUCUCAUUAAUUUGUAUUCGAAAUGUGGAAACGUGAAAAAGGCCGAAUUUUUAUUCUCGAUCAUGCCUAAGAAGGACUCGGUGGCAUGGAAUACUAUGAUAUUCGGACACGCCCAAAACGGGAAAUCUCGGGAAGCACGGGAACUAUUCAAGAAAAUGAUGGGUUGUUGUUACACGGCACGCACGUUGGCGACUCUACUGGCUAUUAUUCCAUCUUGCGACUCUCGAGAAUCACUCGAGUUCGGGAGGUCGAUUCAUGGUUGGAGUAUGAAAAUGGGAUUUUCAAACCAAAUAUACGCCUCGAACUCGAUCAUGCACAUGUACAUCAAUUGCGGGGUCCCAUCAGCCGCGUUUGCAUUAUUCGAGAGUCUAUCGAGAAAGGCCGAUAUCACGAGCUGGAACACCGUUAUAGUCGGCUGCAGUCAGAAAGGCCAUUUUCAUGAAGCUUUAGUAUUUUUCGACCGAAUGAGAAAAAUGUACUCCCAACUCCACCCGAAUUCCAUAACCCUAGUAAACGCCAUAUCGUCUUGCGGGAAUCUCGGUUUACCGCUUCACGGAAAAUUACUUCACGGCCUUGCGGUAAAAUCCGGAGCAAGUACUAAUCUUCAAGUGCAAAACUCACUAGUGACGAUGUACGGCAGAGUAGGAGACACCGAUAGCGCGAAAUUGGCUUUCGACCUCAAUAAUGACCAUAAUCUAUGUUCUUGGAAUUGCCUUAUAUCGGCCGUCUCGCAAAACGAGGACGCGAAAAUCGCGCUCGAACUCUUCCGCUCUCUCGAUUUUGAGCCGGACGAGAUCACCAUCUCUACAGUCCUCUCUGCUUGCGCUCAACUCGGAGAUGUAACUCAUGGCACACAAAUACACGGACACGUUGUUCGAUUAAAUUUCCACAAAAACCCCUAUAUAUCUUCUGCUCUGAUAGACAUGUAUAGUAAUUGCGGGAAGCUGGAAUUAGCCGAACGGGUUUUCUCGAGCAUGCCCGAAAAAUCGGUCUCCGCUUGGAAUUCGUUGAUUUCGGGCUACGGGAAAUAUUACGAGAAAAUGUGGGCCGAAUUUAAUAUACGGCCCACGAACGAGCAUUAUGUGUGCAUGGUGGACAUGUUGGGCCGGGCUGGGAAAUUGGAGGAGGCUUUUGAGUUUGUGAGGAGUUUGGCGGGAAAGAGUGAGGCGGGGGUUUGGGGAGCGCUUCUGAGUGCGUGUGGGUAUUAUGGGGAUAUUGAGAUGGGGAGGAAAGUUGGGGAGGUUUUGUUUAGGUUGGAGCCGGAGAAUGUGAGUUAUUAUGUGGCUUUGUGUAAUAUGUAUGUUGGUGCGGGUAUGUGGGAGGAGGCUGUGAGGUUGAGGGAUGUGAUUCGGGAAAAACGGCUGAGGAAAGAGGCUGGUUAUAGUUCUGUUGAUGUUUUUGGUGUGAGGUGA